Messenger RNA from Huiozyma naganishii CBS 8797, 1302 nucleotides. RefSeq lists its product as uncharacterized. Gene Ontology annotation, cellular component: intracellular membrane-bounded organelle; cytosol; membrane. NCBI's taxonomy places the organism in Eukaryota, Fungi, Ascomycota, Saccharomycetes, Saccharomycetales, Saccharomycetaceae. Gene Ontology annotation, biological process: exocytosis; piecemeal microautophagy of the nucleus; endocytosis. The transcript has a single exon. Bases 1 to 1302 code for a protein of 433 amino acids. Gene Ontology annotation, molecular function: oxysterol binding. The record is from RefSeq and is a predicted model, not a curated record.
AUGACUGACUACUCUCAAUCUUCUACGUGGACUUCAUUCUUGAAGUCCAUGUCCUCGUUCUCCGGUGAUCUUUCCUCGCUUUCAGCUCCACCUUUCAUUCUCUCGCCAAUGUCAUUGAGUGAGUUCCCACAGUACUGGGGGUGCCACCAGGGACUAUUCCUGAACAUAGCCCGGAUCAACAAGGAAAACUAUCACAAACUGUACCCGCACGCAAAGACCGUCGACGAGGCAAGAAUGCUUGCCGUGAUCAAAUGGUUUUUUGCAACAUUGCAUGGUCAAUACUCCUCCCGGUCCGAGAAGGGUGGGUUUGAAAAGAAACCGCUGAACCCAUUCUUGGGGGAGCUUUUCGUUGGUAAAUGGGAGAACGAAAAGCUAGGCGACACCACCAUGUUGACAGAGCAGGUGUCGCACCACCCACCCAUAAAUGCAUACUGUCUUAACAAUGAGAAGCAAGACAUCACACUGCAGGGCUACUCUCAGAUCAAGUCCUCCUUCUCAAAGACAUUGAGACUGAACGUCAAACAGUUUGGGCAUUCUAUCAUUGAAACUAGUGGCGGGUCAUUUCUGGUGACCGUCCCAGCUUUGCAUUUGGAGGGGCUCCUUGUAGCUUCGCCACAUGUCGAGUUGGAAGAUAAAUCCUACAUCCAGUCGUCCUCCGGGUUGAUCUGUGUACUGGAAUACUCAGGGAAGGGUUACUUUUCAGGUCAAAAGAAUACAGUCAAGGCGAAAGUUUAUUCUAGCAUGAAAUCUUUGAAAGAGAAUGCAACCCCUUUGUACGUUAUCUCUGGUCAGUGGAGCGGAGUGACUACCAUCGUGGCAGGCAAUGCCACAGGCACUAAUGCGAGUAAGCCAACAAUUUUCUCAGAUGUUUCCAAGAUAAAAGUUGACCCACUCGUUGUGAAGCCAGUGGAGGAUCAACACCCGCUGGAGAGUAGGAAGGCGUGGUACGAUGUCGCCAAGGCAAUUGAGUUGGGUGACAUGAAACUGAUUUCCCAGACCAAAUCCAAGUUGGAGAACGCUCAAAGACAACUUAGGAAAGAAGAAAAGGAAAACAAGACGCACUGGAAAACACGAUGGUUUGAAAAGGUAGACUACAAUGGAGCGGCCAAAAAGAAUGAUCCCGAAGAUGGGAACCCAAUUGACGGUACGUAUUUGAGCCUGGUUGGCAUGGCUGGGUUGUCUAUUAAGAACGUUGCUAGCGGUACGAAAACAGGUGAGAAGGAAGAUAGAUUGAACAAAACUGCUGAUCACUGGAGGUUCAGAAAAGACCUGUGGGAGAAAGAUGAUGAAGUUAUUGUAUAA